Messenger RNA from Anopheles aquasalis, 1023 nucleotides. Its product is annotated as fibrinogen-like protein A. The record is from RefSeq and is a predicted model, not a curated record. NCBI's taxonomy places the organism in Eukaryota, Metazoa, Arthropoda, Insecta, Diptera, Culicidae.
AUCCUCUAGCAAACCAGAAUGGCUUGGGUUAUCAAACGAAAGAACGUAGCCAAAACAGAGCUCUGAUUGCAGUUUUAAUCAAGUGUGUUCUUGAUCGCGCCAUUCGGUGUAUGUUUCGUACAAUCAGUAUAAAACAUCCCUCCGCGUAUCCCAGAGACAUCAUUCUGUUUGAACCUCCAGUUGGCUCGUUGUGUUAAAAAGUGCGCUGCAGCAAUGAAGCUGCGCAUUGGUUUAAUCGUAUUUUUUGCUCUUCUCUAUGUUGCUGCAAGUGAUGGUGGGCCUAAUGAUGGCGAAGUUAAUCCGUCGGUGGAUGGGAUGCUACAGAUACUCGCGGGCAAGUUGGAGGCGAUGGAGCAUAGACUGCAAGGAAUGGAGAGGCAGCUUCGAAAGGUGGAAGGUUACUCGUGCAAAAAUGUUUCAUCGAGUGUAUCUGGGACGUAUCUGAUCCGUGUGAAGAAUAAUAGUGAACCGUUUGAAGUGUAUUGUGAACAGGAAACGUUUGGAGGUGGAUGGAUCGUAUUUCAGUACCGUUACGACGGAUCACUGGACUUUUAUCGUGGGUGGAAUGAGUUCCGCGACGGGUUUGGUGAUUUAAACAAAGAGUUUUGGUUGGGUCUUGAGAAGGUCCACCAGAUUACAAGUGGCCGUAAGCACGAACUCAUUAUUGAAUUGAAAGACUUUAAUGGAACUUAUAAAUAUGCGCGGUUUAAUGCCUACGAAAUAGGUAGUGAAAGUGACCAAUAUGACGUGAAGGCUAUCGGAAAGUAUAGUGGUACUGCAGGUGAUCGGAUGUCCCAUUAUAAGGAUAGGAAGUUCUCAACCAAAGAUCGCGAUAAUGAUGAGAGCAGCAGACAUUGUGCACAAUACAUGGAAGGUGCAUGGUGGCACUGGUUUUGUGCUGACUCUGUUUUGAACGCCCGAUACAUGAAUGCUGAGAACGAAAAAUCAAUGCAUUGGUAUUAUUUCCAUGGCAACUAUCAAGGAUUGAGUUACUCGCGAAUGAUGAUCCGUGAGCUGGAAUAG